Messenger RNA from Daldinia caldariorum, 347 nucleotides. RefSeq lists its product as uncharacterized. The record is from RefSeq and is a predicted model, not a curated record. Lineage: Eukaryota; Fungi; Ascomycota; Sordariomycetes; Xylariales; Hypoxylaceae. The transcript has a single exon. The coding region runs from base 26 to 220 and encodes 64 amino acids.
AUAAGGUAAGCCAAGGGACCUUCACAUGGAUCGCGAACUUCGGCAGCCUAGCGAGCUGGCAGGGGGUCACCGCGGCGAUAAUCGCAUCAAGGCUGCGGACCAACUUAGGGAGGAGCAUAAAGGGACUCCAGUGGAUAUGGUUAAGAGCCAGCUCGACGGCCUCGACAACAGGCAGCCGGCGACGUUGUUAGGGGCGCUAGGGUUAUUGUCGACGUGCUGACGCGGACGGGAGUCGCGCAAAUCAAGGAGAUCCGCGACGCGCUGGAUGCUAUCAAGGAUAAGAUACAGAGGCGGUGAUCAAGGAGUGGGAAGACGUCAUCCUUAGCACGGAACACGACGAUGUCAAG